Molecule: messenger RNA, 1026 nt
Organism: Didymodactylos carnosus
Lineage: Eukaryota; Metazoa; Rotifera; Eurotatoria; Philodinida; Philodinidae
Source: the annotation of a GenBank genome assembly
AUGAAUGUUUUAGUAGUACCCGACUCACCGUGUUCUCCUGAUUCUGCAGUAUCCGAUCGUGUUAAACGUCCAAUGAAUGCAUUUCUUGUUUGGUCUAAACAUGUUAGAAAAGAACAUUCUCAAAAAAUGAUAUAUGAUCAAACAAUUGAUCAUGCACAAUUAAGUAAAGAAUUGGGAUCAAAAUGGAAAACAAUGCCUAAAGAAGAAAAACAACCGUUUUAUGAUAUAGCUGAACGUUUACGCGUGCAACAUAAAAUUGAUCAUCCACAUUAUCGAUAUCAACCAAAACGGAUAAAAAAAAUUGCUCGUGUACAUCCAUAUGAUGUACAACAAACAUCAGUUCUUCUACCAUUAGUUCAACCUCAAGUACCGGUACAUCCUUAUUUUCAAGUCUAUCCUCCUGGUUUACAAGAUCAUUCAUCACCAGAUUUAUCAACAUUAGAACAACGAUUAAAAGAUAGUUUACAAUCGAUAAAUCAAUCAAUAAUUCCCUAUAUUCAAAAUUAUCCCGUUAUUAUUGCACCAAAUUUAAUAACACAAAUAUCAACAUCGUCAGUAGAACAAUCAUUGCCACAUAUUCAACGUCCUUAUUCACCUCGACUAACACGUAUUCAAGUAAUUCGAAAUCAAGAUCGUCUUUUACAACAGCAAUUACAACAAUCUCAGAUUCGUCCUGGAAUCGAUCAAACAUACAAUUUAUAUGGAAAUGAACUUGUUCCAAUUUCAUCAAUCGAUAAUUCUAAUUUUGUAUAUAAUGAAUCAUCGAUACAACUAUCUCCACCAAUGUCUGCUUAUCCGCCAACUCCUUGUUCAGUUGGUCAAUUUUCACCAUAUGUUGAACAAAAAAGUGAUUUUUUAGCUUUAAAUAAUAACGUUCAUGAUAAUUUAACAAAUGUUUUAGAUUGGUCAACAACAUCUGGAAGAGAAAUUGCUCCAACAUGGUUGUCCAGUGAUGAUUAUUCUUAUAAUACUCCAUCAAGUGGUCAAGAAGAUCAAGAGGACUAUUUAUCAUUUCUUAACUUAUGA